UUAGUCAAAUUUAGAGCAGUUUAACUUUGAUCAAAGUAAAAACAUAUUAUAACCUGAAACAGUGGGAGUAUGCAUAACAUGAAAACAAUUCACUAAACUAGGGAGAUAGCUACAACACGUAACAUGAUAAGCAUGAAACUCGCUUGCCACGGAUAUAUAAUUACUCCAUCUCCUUUAACUUGAUUACAGCCGCAACAAAGGAGCAUUUUAUAACGCCAUGUUUUGCGUCCACUUAAUAUAUAUGUCUCUGGUUAAACACACGGCGGUUUUUUCCCCAAAAUAAGCAUAACGAGAGAAAUAAGGCAAUCUCACUCAAUUUCCUGCACAUUUCUAUGUUGAAUCAUUAGUCGCCAUUGAUUACAUGUCAAGCUCAACAUAUAUUUGAUGUUAUGUUACUCAAACACUACACACCACAGUUACAUGCCAACAAAAUAAUAAAGAAGAUAUAUAGCCACAUAUCUGUGGUGCAAAUUGUAAGGUUGUGUGCAUAUUGCUAUUGCUCGAUGGAUCGCUUUCGUGUUCCUUGUGAUGUGUUGCUUUAUCUUUUCUCCUUUCCAGUGUGUGCCAGAAAGAGGACACCUUUCUCUUCUUGGCUUUUGGAUCUUGUUUCUUGCCUUGCAAGAGCUAGCUUCCCCUAAUAAUCUCUCUCUCUCUCUCUCUCUCUCCAUUGCUAGCUAUAUAGCUACAUUCCUGGGUCGAUCCCUAUAUAAGAGGAGAGGCAUGAACUCAAAUGAAAUUUCCAAUAAGCUCCACAUGUCGUGAGAGCAGAGCACCGGCCGGUUGAUCGAGAUAACACAGUUGGAGAGUUUUUUCUCCUUUUCUUUUUUUCUGUUUAAUUCAUCCGGCGAGUCAGAUGAGGUCUUCGUCGUCACCUUCGUUGGCUAAAUCCAUAUUUAGCCUCGGAACUCAGGGAGCCAUGAUCGAGAGAAGCAACUCCACCCCUUCCGCCACUCCGGCGAGGCCACCGCUCGCCGUCGACGAGGAGUACAACCAGGCCUUCCGCUCCAAGUCCUUCCUCGACCUAUGGUCUCACGCCCACCACCACCUCACCCACACCUUCUCCUCCUUCAAGCUCUCCACCUCCACCCCCUGCGCCGGCCGCGGCGGUGCCAGGGAGGACGACUUCUUGCACGCCGGCGGUGAUGGCGGCGCGGCGGAUGACUCGGAGCAGUCGUGCUCUUAUACUGUUCUUGACGACUUCGUCCUCGAGCCGAGCCCGGAGUCGCUUGCUCGGGGUGCUCGUCUCCAGCAACGGCGGCGGCGGCGGCCGCGGCGUCACCGCGUGGAGACGCUGCUGAUUGAGUAUUUUGAUGUGACGGAGGAGGCGUGCGAGGCUUGCUCCGCGCUGCUCGCCGCCAUCGGCGCCGCGCGGCGGCAUCACCUCACGCUCCGACGGCUGCUGCUCCGGCUCGACGGGGGAGACGACGACGACGCCAAGGAUGCCCUCGCGCGCCAUGUCCGCCUCGACAACCCGCUCUCCCCGGGCAGCCUCUCGGAGUUCCACGACGUGCACGCCCGGUGCUCUCCGCUGGCGUCGCCCGACGCUGCCGCGAGGGACGGCCACCGCCGGAUCCGGGCGGGGGAUGGCUUGACGAGCCCGUAG
Oryza sativa Japonica Group (Japanese rice) is the source of this 1603-nucleotide messenger RNA. Its product is annotated as putative UPF0496 protein 2. The record is from RefSeq and is a predicted model, not a curated record. Lineage: Eukaryota; Viridiplantae; Streptophyta; Magnoliopsida; Poales; Poaceae.